Suillus plorans is the source of this 2064-nucleotide messenger RNA. RefSeq lists its product as uncharacterized. Bases 1 to 2064 code for a protein of 687 amino acids. Lineage: Eukaryota; Fungi; Basidiomycota; Agaricomycetes; Boletales; Suillaceae. Gene Ontology annotation, biological process: protein phosphorylation. The record is from RefSeq and is a predicted model, not a curated record. Gene Ontology annotation, molecular function: ATP binding; protein serine/threonine kinase activity. The transcript is spliced from 7 exons.
AUGGAACUGGUAUCACAAUUCACCGAGGACGCAUAUGCCAAGGAAGACCGCAUAUGCGAGCGGCCAGCCUGUGCAGCGAAUAUCCUGAAGGGCGACCCUUGCUUCUACAUCGCUACUAUUGAUUCCACCAAAUCAGGCCGCUUUGUCUGUGGCUCAUGCCACUCGCGCUACCGAAAGAAAGCAGCGACUACCGUAAGACCUUCUAGUCGGGGUACUGGGUUCCACACGCUGGGUCACAUGGGUCAUAGUACUGACCGAACCCCACCACUGCGCCCUCCUCCAGAUUUACAUGCAAUACGGAGAUCUGUCAACGCUGCUCAAAGGACUGCUACAAUCAAUCCCCCUCGAGUCAUUGCUACGUCACAUGGCCUUCAAGGCAGUCAGUCAGGGCCAAAUGUUGCGAUACCGACGGGAACCUCCGCAGGCCAUGGUGUGGGUUAUACCGUCAAUCAUGCGGCUUAUGCUUCUGAACGCGAACACUGGUCGAAGCUUUCAUACGUGGGAUCACUUGCAGAAACAAUCAGUCUCGAUAUUUCUGUUGUGCACGAUGCCGCCCCGAAGCGCAAAGGGAGCCGUGGUACACCGAUCGCAAAUAUCCGUGAAGGCAAAAAAGAUAUUCAUGCGCAGAUAGAUGCCCCCGGCCUCAUCAAAAUCACACUCGACACUGUUUUACCAAAGAUCCUUGCGCUCUCUCCAGAAUUUCCAUGGCGCACCUGGGAACUCGUUGUCCGGGAUGCGGGCUGGGUCGAUCUUUCAACCCAUCCAGCGAAUAGGCCGUAUUUUUACGCAGAGUGUUGGCAAGCAUCGAAGAGGGCCGGUAAGGAGUGUAAGGUAUUCAAGUCAAAGCAGUUUGCCUUGAUGGUAGUUGUCCCUGGGUCCCAGUGGCGCGAGUACGAAGAAUGGCUUGAGAAAACUGAGGAGGACAGUCGCUAUCAUCCGAGUCCACGUCUGCUUGCUCGCAAUAUCACUACAUCACCAGCGAUGGAACAACAACAAGUCGAUCUGCCCUCCAUUGAAGAGUCUUUUUCACAUUCGCUCCGAGUCGCUCGGCAUGCCACUGCAUCACCAGCGACGGAACAACUCAAUCUGCCCUCCGUUGAAGAGUCUGUUACGACCUCAAAGAGAGCACAUCAGCGCAGUGACAGCAUCUCUAUCACGACACCUUCCAACAAGUCACCACCCCACAAAAAAUUCGCAGCAGGCAGCGCCAGCCCGAGCCCCGAUCGUGAGGGCCUAAGUGAGGCACUGAGGAUUGGCGGAACUGUGAACAUGGAUGUCAGGCAAUUGUUAGAUUUACAGAACGAGAAUAUCCAAUACUACCCGAUACCCACACGCCCUCUCGCAGCCAUGCUGAAGAACCCUAAAUUCCUAUCCUAUGACAUCGAGACUGUCGAGUGCUUGACGGGUCAACUGACCAUCAAUCCAUCCAUGGCCAGCAUUUUGGGUGCUGGCGCAUUCAAAACGGCGCACCCAGGCUGGUUGACCCUGUUCGCCCCUCCCUCGUCUGGUUUCGGAUCUAAGACACGCAAUGAUGUUGCAGUCAAGCGGGCUUACUACAAGGCUUACCCACCAGGCGCUAGCAGCACAUCCCUUAAGUACAAGAUUGGCCGUUACGCUCUUCCAGACGAGGUGAAAAGACUCGUAAAAGAGGCAAAUGUUCUUUAUUGGGCUCGGUCACUUUUGCAACUCACUUACGACUUCAUCAAUCGCUCUAUGGCUAGCGCAUCUGAACCUCCACCAUUCAACAUCCCACAGGUUCGCUUUGUGGAUGCUGGUAUCGCGUUUGCAUUUGGUCCACUGCCUGCGUCCAAAGCAGCCUCAAAGUGGUCGGCAAGCUCAGCGCGUGCAGUUUAUCUUGUAGAGGAACUCAUUCCUGGCGGGAAGGACGAAUUCCUGAAAUACAUUCACAAUAUGGACGCGAAUCCAUUGCUCGACGAAUCCGACUACUGGUAUGAUCUGGCUUUAUUCUUCACGUUUACCCAACAUGUCCAGUAUGUCAAGACACGUGGUCUAGCUUUUAUUUCAGACUAUCAAGGGAGCUCCGAGCUAUUGACCGACUGUUAA